Molecule: messenger RNA, 3057 nt
Organism: Ustilago hordei
Lineage: Eukaryota; Fungi; Basidiomycota; Ustilaginomycetes; Ustilaginales; Ustilaginaceae
Exons: 1
Coding region: 1-3057 (1018 amino acids)
Biological process (GO): lymphocyte proliferation; negative regulation of gene expression via chromosomal CpG island methylation; DNA methylation-dependent constitutive heterochromatin formation
Cellular component (GO): nucleus; pericentric heterochromatin
Molecular function (GO): ATP binding; chromatin binding; ATP-dependent chromatin remodeler activity
Source: RefSeq, a predicted model, not a curated record
AUGGCGGCAGCUCAUACAAACAAGGCGUCCAGUGGACAUACCAACGGGAAGGACACUCGUCACCAUGACGACGACUCACACGACGAACAGCUUCUCCGUGCAGCUGCUCAGGCGGAUAAUCAGGACUACGCCCCUUCCCCUUGCUCCUCUCAGCCAGCCUCUACUACGACGGCUACUUCAACGCCAACUUUAGCAGCAGCAGACUCGUCUUCAAUGGCUCGCUCCGCUAGCAAUAAAGGUCGCAAGGCCGCAGAGUCAGAUCUAGACCCAGCUAUCCAUGAAGAAAGGUUCAGCAAGCUCAAGUUCUUGCUCCAACGUUCGGGUGUCUAUUCUCGUAUCAUGGGCGAGAAGAUGGAGAAGGAGCGAAAGGCACGUGCAGAAGCAGCUGCAAAGCAACAGGCUCGUCGCAACGCUGCAAAGGCCAAUGGCGAUGCUCCUUCCGAACCACAGCCUGCCGCUCCUGCUCGCAAGACUCGCUCAGCUGCCACGGGCAAUGAACAACCUGCCACAUCCAACACCACUGCAGAACGCGAGUCUCGCCGCAGAGACACCCGCAAGCGUAAAGUCGACGAGCCACUGAGCGUCACCAGCUUCCUCGACGAGGAUGAUCUCGAAGCUGCCAAGCAGCAAGCGGAACAGGCCAACAAGAAGUCAAAGACGCAAGCUUCACACGACAAGGAUGCCGAUAGCUCCGAGACAAAGCGAGAUGCAGGCAACAACCAAGGUGGACGUCGCAAUCAGCCCAAGCUCGUCACUGGUGCCAAAAUGCGAGAGUAUCAGCUUGACGGUCUUGAAUGGCUCAUCAGUUUGUACGAGAACGGUCUCAAUGGUAUUCUUGCCGAUGAGAUGGGUCUCGGCAAGACACUACAAACCAUCUCUUUCCUCGCCCAUCUUCGUGAGAAGGGUGUCUGGGGUCCGUUCCUUGUCGUUGCUCCUCUCUCCACCAUCAACAACUGGGUCCUCGAGUUCCAGCGCUUCACUCCCGACAUCCCCGCCGUCAUGUAUCACGGAGAUCCUGAGGAGCGUCGCCUCAUCCGUGACCGUCGUCUCCGUAUGCCCAGCAAAAAGGACAAGCAGAAUGACUUCCCUAUCGUAGUCACCAGCUACGAGCUCAUCAUUCGUGAUCGCAAGUGGCUCGCAAACUAUCCAUGGAAGUUCAUCGUCGUCGACGAGGGUCACCGUCUGAAGAACCUCAAUUGUCGUCUCAUCCGAGAGCUCAAGACUUACCGCAGUGCCAAUCGACUCAUUCUCUCUGGUACACCGCUACACAACAACCUCGCCGAGCUUUGGUCGCUGCUCAACUUCAUUCUGCCGGACAUCUUUGACGACUUGGCUACCUUUGAGACUUGGUUCGACUUUUCUGACAUUCACGACGAGCAAGGUUCGUCUCGCAUCUUGUCCAAGGAGAACAGCACCUCGGUCAUCACACAGCUGCACGAGAUCCUGAAGCCUUUCUUGCUUCGUCGAUUGAAGAACGAUGUCGAGACCGACCUGCCACCCAAAAAGGAGUACUUGCUCUAUGCUCCAUUGACCGAGCUGCAGAAGGAGCUCUACAAUUCCGUUGUCAACGGAGAGAUUCGAAGGUGGUUGCUCGAGCGCAAGUCUGGUUUGCCAUGGAACGAGAUUCAGGACAUUCUCGACGACCCGGAUGGCGUCAACACCGCUUCCUCUUCCCUCCCCACCACACGUGUUGCUUCUGCAGAACAGAGUCGCAACCAGUCUCCACACCCUUGGGCUGCCGCCACCAAGCGUCUCGACAUCCACGCCCAAAUCAGCAACGGCAAAGGCGACGGCGAAGAGCAAGAAGAGAAGCCAAAGCGUGGUCGCGGCCGUCCACCCAAGAAUGGGAGCACCAAAACUUCCCGCUCCUCUUCGGCUGACUACCAUAUCGAUACAGACGAGCAGCAGACCGCUUCCGGCGCCUCAACCCCCCGUCACCAAUCCAAUCGCCGAGCCAAACGAGGCGUCAACUACCAAGUCGACGACAUGAACGAUCACACCUACUUUGACAAGCUCGAACAAGAACUCAACAAACGUCCCAAACAGCUCUCCGCCGCCCAAGCUGAACGACAAGGCAAGCUCUACUCGAUCCGCGAGGCGCAAAAGCAGAUCAAAAAUAUGCAUCUCGAAAACGUCGUUAUGCAGGCACGAAAGAUCUGCAACCAUCCUUUCCUUUUCGAUUGGCCUGUCGAUACCGACUCGGGCACACUUGUCGUUAAUAAAGAUCUCAUCAAUGCUUCGGGUAAAAUGCUCAUGCUUAACCGAUUGCUCGAUGAACUAUUCAAUCGCGGUCAUAAAGUUCUCAUCUUCAGUCAGUUCACAACUAUGCUCGACAUUAUCGAAGAAUGGGCGAACGAGUUCAAAGGUCUCCGAACAUGCCGAAUCGAUGGCACAACUCCACAAGAAGAACGUCGAUCACAAAUGAAAUCAUUCAACGAAGACACAGGUGCUGAUGCAUGCAACCUCUUCCUUCUCAGCACACGUGCCGGUGGUCUCGGAAUCAACCUAGUCGCAGCAGACACGGUCAUUUUCUACGACUCGGAUUGGAACCCACAGAUGGAUCUCCAAGCUCAAGACCGCGUUCAUCGUAUCGGUCAAACUCGGCCCGUUCUGAUCUUCCGUCUUGUCUCUGCAAAUACAGUGGAGCAGAAGAUCCUAAAACGUGCCGGAAACAAGCGAAAACUGGAAGCCCUCGUCAUUCAACAAGGAAAAUUCCGUCUUCCUGCCGGCUACCAAUCCUCCCUACCUACAGGCAAGAAGAAAAAAGAAGACGAGCUGAAAGAAAUCGCUAGCCAACUCUUGGCACUCGAGUCCGAACAGGUGUUUUUGGUAAAAGACGAAAACGACCAGAUCAUUUCCGACGAAAAUUUGCAUCAGCUCUUGGAUAGGUCGAAAGAUGCAUACCAGAGGAAAAUCGGUUGGGUGAGUAAUGUUGAUACACAACAUGUAAAUAGACCGGGCAGGAACAAUGCCGGUACCAGAGCGGCCUUCGAGGUUACUGAGACAAAGACGGAUGAGGCGAAUGAGGAGAUUGCGAAAUUGUUGGCUGCAAACUGA